Capsella rubella is the source of this 894-nucleotide messenger RNA. RefSeq names its product SWI/SNF complex subunit SWI3C. The record is from RefSeq and is a predicted model, not a curated record. Bases 210 to 467 code for a protein of 85 amino acids. Lineage: Eukaryota; Viridiplantae; Streptophyta; Magnoliopsida; Brassicales; Brassicaceae. The transcript has 2 exons.
AUCAUUUUCUUUUCUCCUCUUUUUCUCUCUCUCUCUCGACUCUCUCUCGACGAAAUAAAUUCCGAGAAAAAGGUUUACUGUGUUGCUCGCGAGCUAGAAAUCAGAGCGACUUGGAGCAGAGAAGACAAAGAAAGCAAGUCUUAUACGUUUGGUUCUUCCUUUGAUUCCACAGAAACCAAACCUCACUUUCUCCAUCUUCGUCCACAAGAAUGCCAGCUUCUGAAGAUAGAAGAGGGAAAUGGAAACGACGGAAGCGAGGGGGGUUAUCGGCGGCGAGGAAACCGAAACAAGAGGAGGAAGAUAUGGAGGAAGAAGACGAAGAGAACAACAACCACAACAACGAAGAAAUGGAUGAUGUUGAUAAUGCCGAUGAGCUUCAGCAGAACGGCGGCGUAACUCCCGAUCCGGGACACCGUAUUGGCGAGGUAGUUGAAGAUUCCGGUUCGCGAAUCUCUGAUUUAUGUUAGAAUUGUGAGGCUUAAUGCAGUAUCAGCUUUUGCUGGUUGGUACUAGUAUUGUAGUAGUCAUAAGGGUUAACCACAAAUUUGUCAACAUGUGAAUCUGCUGGGGUGGGGCUCGGCCUCCGAACCGUACGUGGGGUUAAUCUCUAUUACAAAUUCUUUGUGUAUUUUGGUGCCUCUCUCUAACCUGAUAACUAGUAUCGCCUCCUUUUCUAAAGAUAUCCCAAAGGGUUCUUAUGGCCGUAGCUUCUAAAUGUAUAAGUUCUUAUCUUCUUUUUGUCUGGUGCAUUGUUCUUUGUUUACGUUACUCUGAAAGCAACUUCAUUUCAUAUCAGAUGUUUCUUACUGUCUGUGUAAUGGAAAGGAAGAGGUAUUAGAACUUUUACACAUCUUCUAUCUAAAAAAAUAGAAUAACUGCUGUCUUUGAGUAUAA